CUGACAGCCAACAUAACAUCCAGAGAAAAUAAAUUUUACAAAAUAAUAAAAUGUGGUUUGAUUAUGGCGAGUUUUAUCCAUUGUAAACUGCAAAUGCAGUUGUGUUUUGGAUCUAAGUAGAACUUUAUUCAGCUUGCCCCAGUUUUGCAGAAUCACACCUGGUUUGACGGAAGGGUUACCUGAGCAAAUGGCAAGAAUGUAAACAAUGGGAGUUAAAUGGACUAACAUUAAUAACUACCAUACAGAACAUUAAUUUAAUAUGUGUGACAAUACUCAAAAUGACACCAUGCGAGGUGUUCUAAUAAGUGAAGACAAUGAUGGGGACCUUAUAUCUGUCAACAUCUUUGAAAAUGAAGAAAAUGUGGAAGAGCUAAAAUCUCGACUAAGGAAAAUAGCAGUGGGUGGUUCAGAUGUCUUGGACAGCAAUACUGAAAAUUCCAAAACCUCUAAAACAGUUGGUGACAUAGACUGCAAUGAUAACUAUGAUGCCAGAAACAGUAAUUCCUCAACCAAGACCAAUUCCUCAACCAAGACAAAUUCAGGGUCGACAGAGCUGUUGUGUAUUUCAACUGAGACUUUGAUAGAUAACAAGGAAGGCAUAGAUCUUUGUGGGAUGCAAGAUGUCAUCCAGCAUUACAAGAGACCCAGGAACCUGUCUGGUUCGGAGGCAAAAGAUAGCCCUAGUGAUGACACUGUAACUAUGUCAACAACAAAGGUCAAUUCUGGAUUGCUUAUUUCCCCAAACUCAUUGACUCAGGAAGUUCAUGUUCCGAUGAGUGAUAGUAAACAAAGGAUGUCAGCUGUUCUUGAUAGUCUUGAUCUUCAUCUAGUCUACAUUCCUACAACUCAGCAAUUGGUUGCUACAAAAAAGAAUGACAGUCAACAUGGCAAGUUGCAUGUUACGAUGUCGGACAACGUUCUUGGCAAAAGUAACAGACUUGCUGAUGAAAGUGAGACAGAAUCAUCAGGAUAUGCGAGUGGAAAAAGUAAUAGCCUAGAACGACAAAACUCAGGGUCACCCCUGAAAAUGAUGAGUUCAGACUCGUGUUCAGUACACAGUAUUCAGUGUCUCUCUGCUAAUGGUGCAAACUUAGAUGAUGGCUCAAGUAUCAAUGAAAGCGAAUGCUUGAUAAGAAUUAAUGAACCAGAUGGAAGUAACUGUGAUAGCUCAGAUUUUAAGUGCAACUUUCCAAGAAUAAACACAAAUGAUUCCUUGUUACGGACUUUCAAUGAUGCCUCUAGUCUUUCAAGUCUGAGCACAGGAACAGACUUUUCUGUGUCAGCAGCCUCUUUGGAUGAUGGGGAGGGUACGGGACAUUGUAUCGACACUGGUGAUGGUGGGUUUAUGGAGAUCAACCUUCACACUAGAAACUCAUUUGAGCGGAAAAAUCCAUCCCUGGAUAGCGGUUUUGAAGACAAAUUCGUCAAACCAAAGCGUAAAGGGCUUUCUGGAUUGCUUUCUAGAGGGUUGUUUUCUCGGAAGGGCAAAGAGGGGGAGGAGGACGCUGCUGGCUGGAAACUGUUUGGAAAAGUCCCACCUAAACACACACAAAACGGCAACCCCGAAGAUAUACAUAGGCAUUACAAGGCUCGUCGACAGGAAGAUCACCAGGGCCAUAGUCGAGGCAAGAAAGAGGACAUCGAGGUCAUGUCCACUACCGCCCUCAUCCUGGAAAACAGGCCACGGAACUUGCCAAGCAAGACACCGGAGGAACAGGAGAAACACCAGCGGGAAUACGAGGGCAUGGUGGAGGCCGCACGCAAGAAAGAGCGUGAGGAGUUGAAGCAGCGUAAGCGGCAACACCAGCAGCAGUUGCGGCAGGAGGAGCAGCAGAUGGCAGCCGCCCGCAUCUGGACGAAAAACAUCUUGCCAAACUGGGAAAACAUGAGGAAUUCCAAGAAGGCUCGAGAGUUAUGGUGGCAUGGUAUACCGACCAACGUGCGAGGAAAAGUGUGGAAACUUGCCAUCGGAAACGACCUCAACAUUACACCGGAACUGUAUGAGAUUUGUGUGAGUCGAGCAGCAGACAAGAUCAAACAGAUGGAUGAAACACCUGUGAUAUUUGGAUCGCCCACCUCGAGUCCAGAACCAGCCUCUAGCCAAGAGUCAAGUGUUGAGCUGAUCAAACUGGACGUGUCCCGCACAUUCCCUCAACUGUGUAUAUUUCAGAAGGGUGGACCAUACCACGACCUUUUACACAGCCUCCUGGGAGCAUACGCCUGCUACAGACCUGACGUGGGAUACGUCCAGGGUAUGUCAUUCAUUGCUGCGGUGCUGCUCCUCAACAUGGACGUGGCCGAUGCCUUUGUGUGUUUCACCAACCUGCUCAACCGACCCUGUCAACAUGCUUUUUACAGGCUUGACCAGGCUAUGAUGAAGGUGUAUUUCCAGACAUAUGAAGAUUUCCUCAAGGAGAAUAUGCCAGCCUUACAGAUCCACUUUAAGAAACACAACCUGACACCAGACAUCUACCUGUAUGACUGGAUAUUCACGUUAUUCUCAAAGUCUUUCCCGCUGGAGGUGGCGUGUCGAGUGUGGGACGUGUUUUGUAGGGACGGGGAGGAGUUUCUCUUCAGAACAGCCCUCGGUAUCCUAAAAUCCCAUGAAGAGGUCCUGCUCGAAAUGGACUUUGGACAUCUAGCUGAAUUCCUCACCAGACUGCCCGAUAAAGACUUGUACGAACAAAGACUAUUCAGAAGUAUUGAGAGCAUUCAGAUGUCUAUAGAUAAGAAGAAGUUUUCUCAAGUAUUAUCUAUGAAAAAGGAACAGAUGGAACCACCUUGAUGAUGGGAGGGUUGUUACAAAUCUGGUCACUAACAGCGAAUGUUGCAUCAUUACAUCAAUGCAGUUUGAGGAUGUCGAGACACAUGUUGUGGCUCUAAUACAGGCUGCUUGGGUUCGAAAGGUCCGUUAUGUCAUUAUGAAAUAAAAAUUCUGGAAAACGUUAUCGCUGAAAAAUUGCCAAAAUUGUCGCAUUCUUGCAAUUUUGUGGCAUUUGGUGCCAAUGGCAAGCGCCAGCGGGGAACCCUGGAUGUAGUGGAUGAAGUGUGCAGUGAUUACUCGAGCACAUGUAAUAGUGCUUGAUACAAGUGCACAGUAUAGUUCAGACAUCAUGUUUCUGAUAACUUAUUCAACUCAAUGCAAUGUUAAGAUCAUCAUGUUAUCUGUAGACAGCAAAUGCAAUGUUUAGACACCAGGCAAUUUAUCCAGGUAGAAUGAUGCAAUUUUCUAAAUCACAUAAAUCUGCAGUAGAAUAAUGCAAUAUCUAAGACCUCUGAAUUUAUCUGCUACAAAAUUAUGUCCGAUAGAACAAUGCAAUGUUUAAAUCACCUGGAAUUAUUUGACGCAUAAUUAUGUCUGAUAGAAUAAUGCUAUGUUUAAACUGUCUGGAACUAUUUUGCACAUAAUUAUGUCUGAUAGAACAAUGCAAUAUCUUAUAUAUCUGGCAUUAUCCGCCACAUUCAUUCACAUCUGAUAGAAAAAUGUAUUGUUACGGUGUCUGGCAUUAUCCGCCACGUAGGUGUACGUCUGAUCCAGGCUGUUUUGUAAACAACGCAGGACAGGCAUGUGUUGUACAAAUAGAACUUGUGUUCAUUGAGAUAUGGCUGUGAAUGUAUGCUUCAUAAUGUGUGCAUUUUUAAAUUGAACAUCAUCAUUAUUACAUUAUCAGUCAUGGAAAUAAGAAAUUGGAUCUAGCAGCCCAAACCAUCACAUUAUCAUUAUCAUUGGGUCACUGAAAGUUAAACAAGGCUGCCACAUAAAAUCAGAAAUUUGAAUGAGCCAUGCAGGCAAUAUACUUGUGUCAGACUUGUGCUAAAUUCGAUCCCUGCCUUGUUCCAGCCUUAUGUAGAUCUUGAUUUAGAAUAUUACUGAAUAGUUUUGUUGUUUUUAAGAUUGUACAUUCGGUGUGUUUGUGAACAGUUUUCGUCAUUUUUUUCCCAUUCAUUUUCAUCAUAUUUGGAUGAAUUGAAAUACUGGAUGAAUUCACUCAUAACAAAUAAGUAUUUUUGUACUUUAUAUUAUUGUUAAGGAAACAUAUAAAGAUGUGAUUUGUCGUUUGUGUGUGAAACUUGAUUGAUUUGAAGUUCAGGCCUCAUUUUCUCAGAAAAAAAACGUGCUUAAUUGUUUUAUUUCAUUUAGCAAAAUUAUUUCCUUAAACAUGACUUAACAAAAUAAGUAAUGAUUUAUUAUCAUGGUAUUUGUGAUGAGAAUUUCAUUUACAAUAUCAGAGCUCCUAAAAAUGAAAAUAUAACACAACUUGUACUGUUAGAACCAAAAAUAGAGUGCAGAGCUUAAUCGUGUUGAAAGGGACUUAAGACUGUCAGAGAAAUAAGAAUCAACAUCCAUUUCUAUUUUUCAUGAAACCUUUCUCAAAUAAUUUUAUGAAAGAGAAAAUAAUUGUGUUCUGUUUUUCUUUAUUUAAGGUUUAUAGUUUAUUUUAACAUAUGUUUCAAACACCACUGGCUUUUGUUUCUUGUUGAGAAUUUCCAGGGCCUAAAAUGAGUCUUCGUGAACCUACCCAAUAAAUGUUUGUUGACCAUACGUGUACCUAUGUAUGUGUGCACAUAAUCCAAAACCAUGAUAAAAUAUAAGAGGAUAAUAUAUGUACUUGUGAAAAGAAUUUCUAUAUUUGUUACCUGUUAAUUUGUAAAAUUAUAAUGAAUGAACAUGAAUUAUGCCACACCAAAUUGAUAUUUUGUUCGACGAAUUUUGGUUGAAAGUUAAAGUCUAACUAUUAGAAUACAUUUUUUUCCAUUCCAAAGGUGGGAAAAAGCGCAUCCUUUUUUUCCCUGUAAAAAUAAAUAGUAGAAUGAAAAUCCGGAGACAUAAAAUUUGGGUUUUUGGAUGCAACAUUGUUCAUAAAGAUGGCAUCUUUUGGCAUUUUAGUGUGAAAAAAUAUGACAAUACUUCAGCAUAGCAUCUUUCUUGUUUUCUGAUGAAGAAUAGGAGUGGUCACUUAAAAUCCGUCGAACAAAGCAUGAAUUUGGUGCGGCCUUAAUGCGCUUUUGUGAUAUCUGGGCAUUUUUGUAACAUUUGUGAUCCUAUCUGCAAUGAGAUUAUGUAAUUAUCUGUAAACUAUUGUUAAUAUAUAUUUUUAUGGUAAAAUGCAGUGAAUUUAGAUAUCUCGCUGAUUGCUUCUAUAUGUAUAUUAUUGAUGAUACAAUUGUUCUACCCCCCAAACAUGAUUUUUCCUCUGUUUAAAAUUAGGUCAUACUAAACUGAUUCUAUUGUUCAUGUAUGUUAAAGUUCUGGGGUGGUAUUCAAUAUUUAACUUAAAUACAUAUUAUGGUCAUACAUCAUUGACUUCUUUCACUGUUAAGGUCAGUUAUUAAUUACACCUUAACUGAUUAGCUACAUCGUUCUUAGAUCCAGUUAAGAUGAAUAUUGAAUACCUGUCCUGGGAUCGUUUUCAAUAAACAUAUAAGAUUCAUCUAAUGGCAGGAAACAAAUCUGAGUGUUUUCAUUGGAAAAAAUUAAUUGACUAAUAGAUUGAAUGGAAUCACUGAGUCAUAUCAAAUGAAAAAAAUAAUGAUUAUAUUAUUACAACCUCUAGAUUAAUCUUGAAAUCGGAAUUGGGUGGUUUCAGUUUCAGACAUACAUGUAUGUUUAGUGUUUUUUGCCUGACAUUUCUGUAAGAAGUACCUUGAGAUGGAUAUACAUGUUCUUGAACUCAAUUUCAAGAGGUGUCUCACACGGUCAUGUUUUGGCACCAAAAAUAAUUUUCCGGGUAAUGCAUCUGUAAACAUUUAUAAUUAAUUUACUCUUUGAUAUUUGUUUACUCUUUCAACUUUGAUACCAAAAUUGUAGAAAAAACAAACAAUUUAAGUAUAUUUUUUUUAACCUAGUUUAAGUGGGAAGCCGCAGACAAGUAAAAAAUAGAAAAUCCUGUAAAUUAUCUGCUGGACCAGAGGGACUCGCACUAAGCUGACAGCAUUUAAACCUUUAUUGAAAACAUUGCUAGCAUUACAGGCUAAUGUCAAUCAGUCAAUCACCCUACAGGCUUUUGUUUAAUAGCGUUAGUAAGGCAUUUAUAAAUUGUGGACUUCUAGGACAAUAUAUGAGAUAUAUCAACAUUUAUUGAUGGGUUCAAGCCAUCAGUAUCUUAGUUUUAAUACUCUUAAUGGUUUGCCACACUUUAUUUGCGUAAUUAAAAAAAAUCUGUUAAAAGUGCAUUUUACAAACCAUGGACGAGUCCCUUUAAUUCUGCUUUUGCCCUAACUCCUUAUACUCAAACUAAACUGCUCAGGUUUUUCAUGAUUAUUUAGUUAAUAUUGUUUAGUUUUCCUUUCGUUUAGGAAUGCUUUAUUGAAAGUCUAUGUUUUUGAAUCAUAUUUUUUUUAGAUACAUGCAUCUUCAUUUUCAUCUUUAAAUUACUUCUGAUAAAAUGAAAAUGAGACGAAGGCUAUGAUAGGGCUCCUGUAUAUGCACUCGUGACCUUGAGAAUCGUCUGUUUUUAUUAGCUAGUUACAGUCGAACCCCGUUGGCUCGAAUUCCUCGUUGGCUUGAACUGGAUGUAAAGGACUGAUUUCUUUAUACUGAAUGAUAGCAUUCCCCUUUGCUCAAAUUUUUAGAGGCUUGAAGGAUUUUUGCCGGUCCCUAGGAGUUAACGGGGUUUGAUUAUAUUUAGAAAUCCUUUUUAUAACAUAUACAUCAUAAGUCUGCAAACAUUACAUAACGCAAAAUACGUUGGUCCAUAUUCCACCUAAUGUAAUCAGGCUGUUUUCCACUCUGGUGACGUCAUUUCAAAAAAAGUAUCAAUAAGCAAAGUUAAAUGACAUCAUAAAAAGAAAUAGUCUGUUGUGAUGUAGGUGUUGUUUAGACAUAUCUUUCAAAAUAUUUUAAGCCAAAAUGUAUAAAAUAAAGUGUUAAUAGUACUGCAAUUUGAUUUGUCAGAUCUGCAAAAUUUCAGAUUGUCGAAGACAACCUUGCAGGUCAAAAGGAAGUUCUGUUAUAUGAACAUUCUUUGUAUAUUUUGGAGUGGAUAUUUGAACGAUAAUUUGUUUAUUUAUCAUCUCCUUUUAUAGCCAGGUUGAUGUACAACAGUCUUCUAAAAAUAGUUUGAAAAUGAGGUGCCAUACAUUCUCUUUGAAUGCUCUACAUUAAAACAGGAUAAUAUUGCAGAUGACUUAAAAUUAUUGCAGCAUAUAAUUUUUGCCUGUUUUAGUAUGAAAAUAUUAUUUUUACUGUUGAAAAUCUACGGUUGGUUGAAUUUCAAUCCACUGUAAUAGUUCAACAUUUUACUUAACAUAGAAUCAAUCAUGCAUGACCGUUCUAUUAAUACCAUCAUUUCAGGCCUUUUGUUAUAUAGGAAACUUUGUCAGUGAAUAAUCAUUAUUAUGUAAAGUAAUUAAACUUCAUAUCAGUUUUAAUAAUUUAUAUCACAACGAUUGGGAAAGAACGUUUUACAAUAUUAUAUUUAUCACUCAUUAAAAUUUCAUAUUAUAAAAUCCCCCUUACUUUUGAGGUAAUUUUCAUAAUGCGUCUAGUACAUUUUCCUUGUGAAAAUUACCAAGAAACGCUAAUCUUUGAACUAUGGCUUUGUCAACAAAAUAUGUGCUACAUUGCUUGGUAACUUUGUUGCUAAACUGAUAUAUGUAUAAAGUCAUGUUGGUUGUAAUUUUAAAUCUUUCUGAAAAUUAUGUGUGUUUUUUUUCUGUAUUAUUUGCAUUGGACAAACAAAUUUAACAAGAUCAGCAGAAAAACAACAACCUGAAUUUGUUAAUUCAAUUUUCAUAGCGGCAUUUUCAGCAAGUACCAGUAACCAGUUAAUUUGUCUAUAUUUAUGAAUGUAGAAAUAAAUUCGCAUUUUACAAGGUCUAUGACGCUUCCUAAUACCCUAUUACCUGAUGGCAAAAAGAAACUACUGAAAAUAUGAUGGAGGUAUUCUAGAAAACUUCAAAUUAUCGAAAGAAUAUACAUUAACAUUCAUAUGUUGACAAAUUUUGUUCAUUAUAGUGUUUUUCUGACUUCAGACAAUAUGCUGUUGUUGCCACAGGCUAAAUGUUUGUGUCUAAAAUUUCUUUUUUGCAUAUCACGGGCAUAUGAUAACUUCAGAUGUGCUGUUUAUCUCAUUAUAUGUACCCAAAAUGAUAUUUAUCAACAUUUUAGACACAAACAAUGAUCCAGCCUCCUGUGUUUUUGCUAUUUAAAGAACAAAAUGUCAGCUUUUAUUAAUUUUGUAAUUGACAGGAACGUCAGUUUCGCAUUGAUGUACAUGACGUCUCAGGAAAGCAGAUGACAUCAAAUCUGACGUCAACAGAUAUGGCAGAAAGGUUCAUGUAUAUUAUCAUUGAUUUCAGCCUAUAUAGUCAUGUAAAAUCUUCUGCCAUACCCUUUGACCUCACAUUCGCAAGAUGUUGUCUGCCUUCCUGCGACAAAGUACAUGUACACAACGUCAUGAAAUCUAUGUUUUUGACAGUAAUAUAAAAAAGAAAACAAUUUAUGACUUUGUAAAUGUCAUCUUUUCUAUGCCAUUGCUUUCUUGAUAUAUUUUUUAUCUGCUUUAAACCGUGCUGGUCACGGGACAUGAUACAACUUUUCUUGCGCGAGCGUAUGUAUUUUGUGUGAACGUACAUGGCCUUCUGCAAGGAUGUGAAAUAAAAUGGACUUAUUUGAUUAUUUAGUGCUUUUGCAAAAUGUAGAAACAUUAUUGAAAUCUGUAGAAUUCUUGUUUUGAUAUUAUUUAGUAAAUACAGAUGACCUCUGUUAAAGAUAGUUUUGGAGCAUAUUGUAUUAUUUACUGAAAAGAAAUUCUCUUUAGAUUGUAUGAUUUGUGGAAAAGUAUGGUACUUUGUAUCCGACAGAUUGUAUGAUUUGUGGAAAAGUAUGGUACUUUGAAUCCGACAGAUUGUAUGAUUUGUGGAAAAGUAUGGUACUUUGUAUCCGACAGAUUGUAUGAUUUGUGGAAAAGUAUGGUACUUUGAAUCCGACAGUUUCUAUGAUUUGUGGAAGAGAACAUUUCUUUAUAUCCAACAGAUUGCAUUAUUUGUGGACAGCUUCUAUCUUCUUAUCCAACAAAUCAUAAAAACAUAUUGUACGAUUUCUGGUAAAGUAACAUUCUUCUUAUCAAAAAAUGUGUAACAUUAUUUUUUUUAUAUAUCUGCUAAUGAAGUUAGAAACAAUUCAGCUUUGUAUAAACUAAUGGAAAGAAUGUUGAUACUUAUAUUUUAAUUAUUUUCUAUCAUGUAAAUGUGGACAUUGUCACUCUGUGCAAUCUUAAAAAAUGAAUAAAUAUGUGAAUCAA
Mya arenaria is the source of this 9245-nucleotide messenger RNA. RefSeq names its product TBC1 domain family member 12-like. Lineage: Eukaryota; Metazoa; Mollusca; Bivalvia; Myida; Myidae. The transcript is spliced from 13 exons. Bases 260 to 2785 code for a protein of 841 amino acids. The record is from RefSeq and is a predicted model, not a curated record.